UAUUUGUCAAAUUAUAAAUACAAAGUAGAAAAUGUAAUCUAAUACGGACGUUCAUAAAUUGUAAUCUCUGACUUUCGUAUAUUUCUACUUUGUAUGUACAUACAUACUUGUCUGUUUCUAUUGUUAUUCCCCCAAGGACGUAUCGACGAACUGGUUUGUCGUUGAACAGUUCGAUUAGUAAACACCCGAUCGUUUCGGCAAUCACGUCUGGAAAUGUUAAAAGACAAGGUAUUUAGUAAAAGCGCCGCAUAUCCGUUUUCGAAGAUCUUUCACUUCGGACAGGAGGUGGCGAACAGAGUCUGUCGGUUCUGCAAGAAGACGUUUUGCUGCGUGAAAUGUCACGAUCGCCAUGUGGACAAGGCGCAUCCCGACGUGAAUCCCGAUUGUUUUCUGUGCGCCUCUGAGAUAUUGCCGAUGCGACAGUGCGAGUCCGCGAAACUGAACUCGGAGGAUGAGAAAUUGUUGAGCCACAUAAUAGACAAGCAUUUGCCGUUACGUUGCCGGCUGUGCGGUGAUUUAUUUGUAUCCAGAGAAGACUUCAAGUCCAUCGCUGCGUGCAAGUGGUUUGAACGCUGGCGUUGUCUGACGUCGCCGACCUGCUUCGACUACCUGGAGAAGAAUAAGCUGUGCUCCAUAAGUGAGAGCGACUGCAACGGCAGCAGAUUUUGCACGCCGCCGGAAAUCUAUCGGAAGACCAGCACGCCGAUGUUCAUCGGCCAAAAGGCCGGCUUCGAGACGCCCUGCGUGCCGGAAUUCACUUUGAAAACGCCCAAGCCGAGCUCGCCGUACUCGAUCGCGCAGAUCGCGUCGAUCUCGAACGACACGCAGUUCUUCAGCUUCGUGCUGCACGCCUCGAGCGAGGAGACGCCCUUCAGGACUUGCAGGGACGAGGACUUCUUCAAGACAAGCAAUUCCUUCAGGAAGCUUUGCAUCAUGGAGGAGGAAGAGAAGACCGCGCACGAAGAAGCCGCCGAGAAGAUAACUGCUAACGAGAUCAAGGUGUCGUCGCCUGUGGACAUGGACCUGACAUCGCCCGAGGGCGGCAUCCUGCAGGACUCGCCGCAGUCGGACGACGUCCGCGAGGACGUCGUGAAGAAGGUGAGGUUCUCCGAUCAGUUUAAAACCGCGGCGGGCGAGACGCGCGGAAUAAACUUGACGGACUCCUGCGUGCGAACUAUUCUCAACACGUCGAUGGAGGAGGAGGAGGAUGAUGAGUUUCACGACGCUAAUAAUGAGAUCAACGCACGGAAGGCGAAAACCACUGCGGAAGACAUAAAGGACGCGAAGAACGCAGAUGAUACGAACAACGUGGAAGACACGCGCAGCGCGGAAGGUGCGAAGAGCACGAACGACAGCGAAGCGGAGGAUAAAACGCGCUCUUCGAUACAACUUUCGGAGAAUCUUUUAAGCAAUUCGGAAAUCAGGAUCAUUCAGGGCAACACGAAAAACGCGAAAAAAGAGAAUAGAGAUCCUGAAGUGAGCGACGAAGUUGCGCCAACUCGGCCAACUUCGAAUCAGCGAGAUUCCAAUAGCGUGGUGGUGGUGGUGAUGAUGGAGAGCAAUUCGGGGGGAUUAACCAACGAUCUGAUCAUAUCGGGUCUGAACCAAGGUCUGAACAUGAUGAAGGAGCAAAUCGCGUCGGCGAAUUGUCAGGCACCUUCAGUCAGCGCGCCCGAGUCUGCUAACGUCUGUAGACGGUCUAUCACGACGAUGAGGAUGAGUGUCUCGAGUGUCGAGAGCUAUUCCCCGAACAGGGCGGAGAUGAUGACGAAUCACGGACAGCUCGCGCCAGCAUCUUUUUCGUCAUCCGUACAGAGCGGCGAAAACAAUAACAGCAGCGGAUUUCUGUCGACCUUCACGCAAGCUAUGAAGCACGCCUUCAGAAGUUUCUCUGUUUCAGGCUUGAGAAUACCGCCAAGAAGCAUCGAGGCAACUGAAGUGAUGCAGCGACGAGAGAUCGUUGAGGAAUUGACAUCCUCGCAGGAAUUAUCCAGCAGCGCCAACAACAGCACAACUCGUCCCGGUAAACGAACCCGCGAGGUCACCGAGGGGUCCUCGAGGGAAGGUUCGAUCGCGUUCGCGCUCGACAUAAGGAGUCCCCUCGCGAAACGUCAGAAGGGAUGGUACAAGAUGAUCAGGGGACGCCAGCCGAUCGGCAGGAUGCGGAAUAGCCGCGUGCCAACCUCGCCCAGAGGAGUGUCCGCAGAGACGCAGGUUUUCAGUCAAGGAUCCCUGACGGUGGGCGACACGGUCCUGCCACUUCCUGUGAGAGCCCAUCAAUCCACAGAGUAAAACGAUGCUCCUUAUAAAAGAUGAAGAUACCUAACAGGCAAUAAUAAAUUAACCCACUUUAUGAAAUUAUUUUUGAAAAACUUUUUUUUAUCGGAUUUAGAAAAAUUAA
Temnothorax curvispinosus is the source of this 2401-nucleotide messenger RNA. RefSeq lists its product as uncharacterized. The transcript has 3 exons. The record is from RefSeq and is a predicted model, not a curated record. Lineage: Eukaryota; Metazoa; Arthropoda; Insecta; Hymenoptera; Formicidae. Bases 214 to 2292 code for a protein of 692 amino acids.